AUGGCGCCUAAUCUUCGAGCGCCUCGUCCACUGUCGUACACACCUUUGGUAUACAGCAACGUCAGCAUGGCAUGGUGGGGUCCAGGUCGCGCCGCCGUCGGUCGCGGUCGGUCGGCCGGGCUGCUGUCGCGUCAUAGGAUGAGUCUUGUGAGCUGGGGCCACAGUGUGUAUCGCUGUGCGAACACAACUAGGGCUGCGCUAACUUCUCUAUCACUUGUGCGAUCUAUUCACACUCGUCGAGAACCCGUCUCAUUGCAUGACGAUACCCAAGUCUCGGUGCUGGACUUUCCCCCUCAGCCGCGUCCAACGCGCCCCUUGUCGGCCCUGAUGCGCAAGGCCAAGACACUGGUAUUUACAGGACCCAAAGGAGAGAUUGUCGUUCCUCUCCAUCAUUUUGUUAAUAUGGCAUGGGGUGAAGAUGCACAGUCUAAGAAGCGCACGCUCACCUUCUCGAUUGAAGAUGAGAACAUGAAAGUCCAGCGGGGUGUCUGGGGCCUCACGCGCGCACUGUGUGCUAAUGCCAUUAAAGGUGUUCAAGAGGGUCACGAGGUAACGCUUCGCCUCGUUGGCGUUGGUUUCCGCGCAAGUGUCGAGGCAGACCCGUUGCCCCGUAAGCAUCCACUUGAAAUCGAAAUGGAACGUGGGCGUGGUCAUUGGUAUGCUCGGGACCAAAAGCAGACGGAGAUUGAUCGCGCAAAGCGUCUGGUCGAGUCAUCGGGGCCAAACCAGCGCCUCAACCUGCGCCUUGGAUACUCGCAUCCUGUGCUUCUGCCGAUUCCCUAUGGCGUCAAGGCUGAAACGCCUUCUCCAACCGUCAUUAAGCUCACUGGUGCAAACAAGGAACUGCUUGGCCAAUUUGCACAGACCAUUCGUCAGUAUCGAAAGCCGGAGCCGUACAAGGGCAAGGGCAUAUUUAUCGGCGACGAGCAGAUUAAACUAAAGACACCCAAGAAAAAGUAA
Malassezia sympodialis ATCC 42132 is the source of this 960-nucleotide messenger RNA. RefSeq names its product mitochondrial 54S ribosomal protein uL6m (gene MRPL6). The record is from RefSeq and is a predicted model, not a curated record. Gene Ontology annotation, cellular component: mitochondrial large ribosomal subunit; ribosome. NCBI's taxonomy places the organism in Eukaryota, Fungi, Basidiomycota, Malasseziomycetes, Malasseziales, Malasseziaceae. Gene Ontology annotation, biological process: translation. Gene Ontology annotation, molecular function: structural constituent of ribosome; rRNA binding.